This is a messenger RNA of Rana temporaria (common frog), 2208 nucleotides long. It is a transcript of the gene ESR2, whose product is annotated as estrogen receptor 2. Gene Ontology annotation, cellular component: nucleus. Lineage: Eukaryota; Metazoa; Chordata; Amphibia; Anura; Ranidae. Gene Ontology annotation, molecular function: nuclear estrogen receptor activity; nuclear receptor activity; zinc ion binding. The record is from RefSeq and is a predicted model, not a curated record. Bases 92 to 1741 code for a protein of 549 amino acids. Gene Ontology annotation, biological process: cellular response to estradiol stimulus; regulation of DNA-templated transcription; estrogen receptor signaling pathway. The transcript is spliced from 9 exons.
CCUUUUAUACAUACACUAAUUACAAGCAAACAGAUCACAGUGAACUGGAAACAAUGACUUUUUAAGAAGCAGAAUUUAAUCUUCAAUCAACAUGUCGGCAUACAUGCACAAAGAAUUCUGUCAGUUGCAGCCCAUGCAGCAUAGUGGACAUAUGAAGGGCGACAUCAAAAGUUCUCCAGCCACCUUGUCAUCUCCUGAGUACAGUGCCAAUCAGAACCUCAUGACAGUAGACCAAAGCCCGGUGUACCUUUCUCCAUAUAUGGAAAACAGACAUGACUAUUCCUCUAUAGCUUUCUGCAGCCCUUCUGUUAUAAACUACAACGUACCAGGAAAUUCUAGUGAUUCUGAAAAUUCCAUUAUGAGACAAACUAUGAGCCCAAGUUUAAUGUGGACAGCUCCGGAUCAUAUGUCCCCAGUAACUUUACAUUGCCAGUCCUCGCUGUUGUAUGCAGAGCCACCUAGGAGCCCAUGGUUUGAAGCCAAACCAGAAGAACAUGUUCUGCCAAUUAACCGGGAAGUCAUGAAGAGAAAAUCCAUAGGAGGUGAAUGUACUAAUCAUAUUGGAAGUAACCCGGGCUCCAAAAGAGACACCCACUUCUGUGCAGUGUGCAGUGACUAUGCCUCCGGUUACCACUAUGGAGUCUGGUCUUGUGAGGGAUGUAAAGCUUUCUUCAAGAGGAGCAUCCAAGGACACAAUGACUAUAUCUGCCCUGCUACAAACCAGUGCACCAUAGACAAAAACAGGCGAAAAAGUUGUCAAGCAUGUCGACUGCGCAAGUGUUUUGAAGUGGGAAUGAUGAAAUGUGGAACAAGGCGUGAACGUUGUGGGUACCGCAUCAUACGACAUCGCCGCCACUCCGAGGAUCAGAUGCAAUGUCUUGGAAAAAACAAGAAAAUAAUUGAAAACAUAAGCCGAGUGAAAGAAGUUCUUCCCUGUGCCUUGGGCCCAGAGCAGUUUGUGUUAUCAUUAAUUGAAGCAGAACCCCCCAAUGUUUUAUUAAUGAAUCGCCCCUGCAAACCUUUCACUGAAGCGUCCAUGAUGAUGUCACUGACUAAGCUUGCUGACAAGGAACUGGUUCACAUGAUAGCAUGGGCAAAAAAAAUACCAGGCUUCGUGGAAUUGAGUCUAUAUGAUCAAGUUCGCUUGUUGGAGAGCUGUUGGCUGGAAGUUCUAAUGAUGGGACUCAUGUGGAGGUCAAUAGAACAACCUGGAAAGCUUAUCUUUGCGCCUGAUCUCACUGUUGACCGGGAUGAAGGCAAAUGCGUGGAAGGAAUUUUGGAAAUCUUUGACAUGCUACUGGCUACAACUUCAAGAUUUCGAGAGCUAAAACUGCAACACAGAGAGUACCUUUGCCUGAAGGUCAUGAUCCUGCUGAAUUCUAACAUGUUUCCACUAUCAAGUUCUGAGGAGGAAUCGGACAGCAGCAGGAAACUGCACCACCUCUUAAACACAGUCACUGAUGGACUGGUCUGGGUCAUAGCCAAGAGUGGAAUUCCCUUCCGGCAGCAGUCCUCCCGCUUGGCCAACUUACUGAUGCUGCUUUCCCAUGUGCGGCAUGCCAGUAACAAAGGGAUGGAGCAUCUGCUUAGCAUGAAGUGUAAGAACGUGGUACCUGUCUAUGACCUGCUGCUAGAGAUGCUGAAUGCGCACACACUCCGGGACCAUAGAAAGCCGAUGGCAGCUGCCAGCUACUGUGCCAAAGCAGACGGUAGGGACACCAGCUCCCAGCCACCUCAGUGACUGGCCAAGCUCUGUAACUAAUGUGAAAAAAUGAUGACUGAACAAAGCCUACAAACAUUUACUUGACUUUUUACAAGGCGAUAAUGAAGCUUUCUUCUAUGUGCUGAAAACCGUUUUUUUUUUUGUUCUGUAUUACAAAUGGACAAAAAUUCCCAAAUUCCAAUUAAGAUAGGAAUGUACUUUGUAUAGUUAAUACAAGCAGAUAAUUUUAUAUCGGAUUCUCAGGUGAGUUUCAAUUUGCAUGCACUUGAUUUGUACAUAUUUAUAAUGGCGGAGCCAAGGCUUGUACCUGGAGUUGCCAUUUUUGUGGGGGUACACUGUCCUUAGUGUUUUUUGUUUGUUUUAUUACUUGUCUUUCCUGUUAAUAAUGAUGGCAACAAGCCCUAUCAAUAAAACAGGUGGCAACCUUAUUUUACCCAUGUAAAGAUAAUUAUUGAAUACAGAUUAAACAUGAAAAUGAUGCUGGA